CGUGCACGCGGUCGCUCUGCUCGUUUUCCCAGUUUCCAACAGUUUUCUCUCCUCCGGGUUCCUCCUCUGAGACUGCCGGGAGCUGCUGCGAUUGCUAAAAAGGGAGUGAUUUUCUUUCGGUUUGGGCCGGAUCGGGGCUGGACCGCUCCGGAGCAGCGAUGCCAGGACCGUCCCCAGCGCGCGGCACCUCCCUCGCUGGACGUGACGCUCUAACUUUGCAGUCUCCUUGGAGACAGCCGAGCGAGUCCGCGGUUUUUCCGGUGCUCAGCCGGGAGCUGGAGGUGCACGGGGCAGCCUCUGAGUUAAUAUUUUUUCCUGCCCUCGUUCUGCUUCCUCAAAGCCGCGCUGAGCCCCACGCAGAGCGCAAUCCCAUGCGCUUUGGCCGCGGUUGUGUCCGGUUUUGUCGUGUUCGGUUUUUCCUGUUGCACUCAAACACGACCCCUGCUCCCAGCCUCGGCGCGUCCUCGCCCUGGCCCGGGGCUGCAGCAGGGCCGCGGCGGAGCUCCCUGCCCUCCCCGCUGCGCCCCGGCCCCGGGCUGCUGCCGAGCCUCCGGGGCGGCUCAUGGGCCCGUGCACGCCCCGCCAGCGCCCGGCCGCCGGCCCCACGUGCUCCCUGUUUGCACACGGAUGAGUAACGCUGCCGGCGGGAGCCGAGCCUGCCGCCCGCUCCUGGGCGCAGUGCUGCGAGCACGCUGCUGCCCGGCUGCUCGCCGUGCUCCCGGGGCAGCCCGGGCUCGUGCACGCGUGUCGAAGGAGCGCGCGGGGAGCUCCGAGCUUCUCCACGCGUGCCAAGAAAGGCUGAGCUCGAGAAGGAGCUGCGUGCAGCGAGGACAGCACCUUGAUACCGUCUGCAAGGUGGGUUUUUCCAUAUGCUCGUGCCGUACUAGCGUCUGCGAGAGCCUUGCCGUUCACGGCAGCCUGCGCUCCCGGGUGCUCUGCAAGCAGGGCUGGAACGCAGCCGCCUCCGGAGCAGGACGGCUCAAAGCGCAAAGGGCUCCGGCACGUGCCUGAGCUGCGCCGAUUUUGGAAAGCUUUAACAUGCACAUGCAUGAAAUUGCCCGCUUGUACCAGAGCUUGAGCAAACGAUAGCUGCUGCGAUAACCCUGCUCGCCGUCCUGCCAGGAGCGAUGCGGCACGUCCCGCGGUGCCACCGCCACGGGCGAGUCCUCCAAGGAGCCUGGCCGCCGGUUUUGAAGGUUAACAAGUCUCUCUCCUCUACCAGCAUGAGCAACUCGUAAAAGUUAAUAAUUAACAGUUAAGAUAUUUUUCUUCCAUCGGAAUACGCUGCUGUGCACCGCCGCACUCCGGCUCCGGCCGCGCUGCCGGUGCAGCUGGUGCUGAAGAUGUGCCUCUGGAGAGGGUGCGGGGGAAGCUGUGUCCCUGUGGGACCUGUUGCCCCGGCUGCACCUUCGCACGGAGGUACACGGCUGCAGGAGAGGCGACCGCAGCGGCCACCGCGGUCGGGGCAACGUGCAUGGUGCAGCAGCGGGGAAAAGCGGGGCGGUGGGAGCAGCACGGGUCGCGCUGGGCCGUGCCCCCGGCUCAAGUGGCCCUGGUGGAGCGGGGAGCUCCGCUGCCGCCCUUGCUUUUCAGGUCGUUCCUGCAAUGCACCAGCGUGCUGUUGCUCUGCAGCCCCUUUGCCCGUGUCCGCAUGCCUGCUGCCGCUCGGGGAAGCUGCGGGUUUGCAGGUAGACGCUCUCCGUGGUGCCCGGUCCCGUGCAGCGCGUGUCCCAUGUGGCUGCAACGGCGGCGCGGGCUGGGGACGUGGGGCAGGACAUCGCGGGAGCAGGCGUCUGGUUUGCCCUUGCACUAACCCUGUUUUUGGGGGCCGGCACUCCUGCACCACCCGCCAGCCUCAGCCAAGAGCCGGCGUGACCGCUCUGCGUGCGCCGAGAUAAGCGAAAGUAUUUUUAUUCUGGGCUGUCGUCGCGCCCAUGCGUGCCUGCAGCAGGCAUGCCCUGCUGAUAGCGACCGGCUCCGCUCCGGGCCGGGCCGUCCCGUCUCCCGGGGAGCCGAGCAGACAAGGCGAGACCCAGCUCCGUGACCUCCCGCAGGCUCGCGCGGGUCCGUCGCGGGACCGAACCCCUCUCUCCACCGCGGAAAACAGGGGAGUCACCAGGGACCCCGGCUGGCUGCAGCUCCUCGCAACCGUGGCAGCAUUUGCAGCGCAACAGCCACAAAAAAGAUCCUGGUUUAAGUGUAAUCUUUAACCAGAGGCAUUUCCAAUCCUGCUCUACGCCGGGUUAUCGCUUUCCUGCCUCGCUGGUUUUCUCCCCCAGGUUAACCGCCCCGCGGCCGCUUCCUCCUCGCCGGGAGCCGGUGCCCAUGCGCCGGAGCUGCGCGGCCGCGCUGCAAGAUAGAGAGGCAACGCGGCGCCCCGGAGCCCGGCGUCGGGGGGCCGAGAGCCGGGGGCUGCAUGGUGGAAAUGCAGCCGGGUGGUGCGUGAGCGGCAGUGCCGGGCGGCGGAGCUGCAAACCGCCCCGCGGAGCCGGAGCCGGAGCCCGAGCCAGAUCCCGCAGCGCCGCGCGAUGCUGAGCCUCAAGCUGCCCCGGCUGCUCAGCAGCAGCCAGGUGCCCCAGCGCUUUCCCCUCCUGUCUCCGCAGGAGUACCAGGAGCAGGGCAUCCUCUUCGGGUACCGCCACCCGCGGAGCUCUGCGACGGACUGUCUGCUCAGCGUCUUCCAGAUGACCAACGAAACCCUCAAUAUCUGGACGCAUUUUGUGCCUACCUGGUACUUCUUGUGGCACCUGCUGGGCUCGCUGCCGCCGCGGGACGGCCGGGGCACCCGCGCCUGGCCCUUCCUCGCCUACCUGCUCUCCUGCUGCCUCUACCCCUUCGCCUCCAGCUGCGCCCACACCUUCAGCACCAUGUCCAGCCGGGCCCGGCACCUCUGCUACUUCUUCGACUACGCCGCGCUCAGCGUGUACAGCUUGGGUUCUGCCCUGGCGUAUUCAGCGUAUAUCUUCCCAAAAGAAUGGGUCAACGGCACUUUCCACUAUUACUAUGUUCCCAUCGCUGUGUUCAACACUGUCGUUAGCACCAGCCUCUCCUGCUACUCCAGGUUUCUGGAGGUGGACCGGCCCCAGCUCAGCAAAGCUUUCCGCACGCUGGCCUUUGUGUACCCAUACCUAUUCGAUAGCAUCCCUCUCUUCUACAGGUUCUACGUGUGCGCGGCGGAGAGCUGCACGGAGGCCGUGAUCGUGGUCCACUACAAACACACGGUGCUUGCCUUCCUCACGUGCUUCGUCUUCGCUAGCCAUCUGCCAGAGAGACUUGCACCAGGACACUUUGACUACAUCGGGCACAGCCACCAGGUUUUCCACGUAUGCGGGAUCAUUGGCACGCACUUCCAGAUGGAAGCCAUCAGGAUGGAUAUGACCGAGCGCCACGACUGGCUCCUGGCCACUGCGAUGCUUCCCUCGGCCCUUCACACUCUCGGUUCAAUGGGCAUCUGCAUGGCCGUUUCCCUGGCCAUCAUUAGGCUCUGCUCCAUGUCUCUCAGCUGCCUGCCUGAGCCUUCGCAGAGAGAAAAAUUGCACGGGCAUUAGGCUUCAGUUCUAUAUACUAUUUACACGGCUCCAUGGGAGAGAAACUAAACAGUGUGUGUAUGGUAUGAAUGAAGAUGGAUUUAUUCACACACGCUCUUUGAGAAAAUGUUCAUUUAAAAAUUCUCAAGAGUGAAACAUUUUAUAUUGCACUGUUCUUUAUAUAGCUUUAAAGCUGGAAACAGAUUAUGAAAUGCUUUGAAUCAAUCUGAUAGUUCACCACAAAAAAUGUUUAUAACAAUCUUAAUUCUUUCUGUAAAAGGGAGGGAAACAGUAAUACUUUCCAAAGCAAUAGGCGUUCAUCGGUUCUGCCUUAGGGAAGAAUUGGGGAGACAAGUGAAAGCAGAUAAUGCUGAUCAUCUGAUGACAUGAAUGUCCUUGUUAUCAAUUUAGACUGGAAGCAAAACCUCAGCUGUACAGAAAUCAAUGUGAAUUGCGUUACUGACUUCAGUGCAGACAGGGCUGGAGAGUCCCGAGGGCUGGGCUCUGAGGAGGCCGCUCUGCAGUCGGCUCUGGCAAUGCUUUUCCAGGUUUCCUCCAACAGAUUUUGCUUUCAUUGAGGGCAUGAGCCCAAGCUUGUUAAGGCAAGGGCAGACUUCUGUGGUGCGGAGCAAUUUCAGAUCCAUUCCUUGCAUCACUUGACAUCGGCGAGCUGGAUCAUUAGCCAGGGUGUAAUAGUGCAAUGCUGUCCAGGCCAGCGGAUGUGGCUCCUUCGCAAAAGACUACAAGAAAGAGCUCUCCUAGGGGCUCCCUAACUACUGUUUUACCUUCACCAGCAGCAUCAUCUAGGAGAUUAAAAACUCAAAUAUCUGUCUUCCACAGCCUUACAUUAAACCGAAGUGCCUGAAAGAUAUGUGGUUGAGAGAGACUAGAACUUGCCUAUGUUUCAAAUUUUACUGAAUUUUUUUGUGCAGCCUCAGCUUUGAGGGUGCCUGUGACGAGAUUGUCACAUUGGACUUAUCUAAUAACAUGUAGUAGGUACAUGAACAUGUAAUGCAAAAAUUCCUGCUGCGGAAUGUUAUCAAGCUUCUUGAUAAUCAUACGGGUGUGUAAGUUGUUUUCUGUAUAAUUACCUCUAUUAAGGUAAAAUAGAUGCACUUUUGAGUGAUAAUACAACAGCUCUUUAAAUAUAUUAUGGGACAAACAAGUCUUUUGAAAACAAGCUUUCUUUUGAAAGCUGACCAAGAUUUAUAUUAAUAUUUAUAAGCACUGGAACAUAAUUGUUUAUUCAACAGUUUUAUUUCAUUAAAAGGGAAAACUAAUAUAACUAUGACACUGAUAUAUGCUAACCUGAUUUGGAUGGUGCAUAAAAAUACUGCCUGUGAAAAUAACCACUUCAAAGAUAAUUGCUAAUAAUUGCAAAUUAUUUACCUUCUGUACACAUGUAACUGGAAAGGAAUCUGGCUUUGUGUGAAAGAAGUGAUUUAAGAUUCUCUAAAAUUUACAUUAAUUUAUUUUAACUUUUUCUUGGUAGUUUAACUUUUGAAUAUGGGAAGUCCUCGUCUUCUUCAUAUGCAACAUGUAUUAAAUAUGUCAUUGUUCAUAGAAAAACUACACUAAAAAUAUAGCACUAUUUUAUACACUGUUACAAUCCUUACAGAUCCUGCAACACUAUGCAUGGAGUCUUUGUCUACUAGAUACUUUACGCACUAAAUGAGUGAAUGUUGUUUGAUCCUGAAGCAGCAUAAGUAAGCCAGAUUUCUUGUUCAGUUGGAGCUAUGCCUUCCAGAAGCUAUUUUAUGUACUAAUUUUUAUGCACAGAUAAAGAAAUAAAACCUCAGUGUCAAAUUGUUACAUGUAAAUAAUACAAGGUAUUUAUUUGUUUGAA
This is a messenger RNA of Dromaius novaehollandiae (emu), 5373 nucleotides long. It is a transcript of the gene PAQR5, whose product is annotated as progestin and adipoQ receptor family member 5. The record is from RefSeq and is a predicted model, not a curated record. The transcript is spliced from 8 exons. NCBI's taxonomy places the organism in Eukaryota, Metazoa, Chordata, Aves, Casuariiformes, Dromaiidae. Gene Ontology annotation, cellular component: membrane. Bases 2529 to 3548 code for a protein of 339 amino acids. Gene Ontology annotation, molecular function: signaling receptor activity.